Podarcis muralis (Common wall lizard) is the source of this 3023-nucleotide messenger RNA. It is a transcript of the gene DMRT3, whose product is annotated as doublesex and mab-3 related transcription factor 3. Lineage: Eukaryota; Metazoa; Chordata; Lepidosauria; Squamata; Lacertidae. Gene Ontology annotation, molecular function: DNA-binding transcription factor activity, RNA polymerase II-specific; protein binding; RNA polymerase II cis-regulatory region sequence-specific DNA binding. Gene Ontology annotation, cellular component: nucleus. Gene Ontology annotation, biological process: male sex differentiation; regulation of transcription by RNA polymerase II. The record is from RefSeq and is a predicted model, not a curated record.
CCUAGUCCUCAAAGUUUGAGAGGAGGGGGCGGAAGGGAGCCAAUCGCUUCCCAGCAACUCAUCCGCGCGAGGCUUGCCGGGGGGCGCCGCUUAUUUCCUAGCCGGGAUCCUCUGGGUACAGACCGGCGCGCCAGACGCGUCAGCCUGCAAUCUUGCGGGCAGAUCGCGCUGCAGCCAAGAGCGCGCCGGUCAAAGCGGCAUCCAGAGAUCGUGUGGGAUUGCGAGCUCCUUUUGGGCUGUGCCUGGUGCUUGGCUCGCGCGUGAAGGAGCGAGAGACAGAGAACUGGCGUCGGGGAAAGCUCAAGGCAGCUGCAAUCUCCGCUCCGCUUAGCUGCUGCUGAGCCAGUCAUCAGAUCCCGUUGCGCGCAGGCGGUGGAAGGGAAAAGGCGCCCUGAACGUCGCCCAGCAACCUCGCGCGCUCUCUAGGACGCACCGGUGCCCCUCGCCCGCCCUUCCCAUCUCUCGCGCUCCGUCUCCCUCGACCUCUCCAGAAAGGAAGGGCCGCUUCCCGGAGGGCAGAGCAGGGGGCGCCGCUGAUCUCUGCGCCUGCGGAGGGAAGGAGCUGCAAGGGGCGGAGUGGUUGCCUGGUCGACGAGAGCAAGAAGCGCAGCCGCGGAGGAGGAGGAGCGUCGAGGAAGAGGCGGGCAAGCCCGGAGCCCGUCUGCCAGCGGGACUCCAGCUCUGCCUCGAAGGCGCGCACAGGCGAGACCCUUGUGCGUGAGGAUGCGGCGGGCGAGCGGCGGGCCGAGGCCGUAGUGGCUGUCCCGGGACUGCCAUCGAGGCUGCGCUCCCUGGCUUGCGCACCCGCCCGCCUUCCCGCCGCGCGCCUGGGCCCUCUUAGCGCGCCAUGAACGGCUACGGCUCGCCCUACUUAUACAUGGGCGGCCCGGUAGCGCCUCCGGCGAGGGCGCCCCUGCAGCGGACGCCCAAAUGCGCGCGCUGCCGCAACCACGGCGUGCUGUCGUGGCUGAAGGGCCACAAGCGCUACUGCCGCUUCAAGGACUGCACGUGCGAGAAGUGCAUCCUCAUCAUCGAGCGGCAGCGCGUCAUGGCCGCGCAAGUGGCGCUGCGCAGGCAGCAGGCCAACGAGAGCCUGGAGAGCCUCAUACCCGACGCCCUGCGCGCCCUGCCCGCCGCUGCCGCCGCCGCGCCCGGCUCGGCCGGGGCCACGACCACGGGGCACCCCGGAGUAGGAGCAGCAGCAGGAGCCGCUGCAGCCGCCGUCGCCCCCUCGGAGGGACCCCCAGGCACACCGCAUCGCCCACCGAUGGAGCUGGCCGCCGCAGCCCUCCGCUGGGCUUCGGAGCAGCCCGCCGCCGUCCAGCCGCCGCAGCUCCCCAAAGCAGACAUGACCGAAGAUCGACUGGGGGAUGCCAGCGGAGUGGACAGUGCCGAGACCUACAGUGACAAAGACGCCGACCAAAGGAGCACCCCAGACUUGACAAAAGCCAAGAGCGGUUUUGCUCCAGAGAGCCCAGAGAUUGUGUCCGUGGAUGAAGGAGGCUACGCCAUCCAGAAAAACAGCGGCAGCACCGACAGCAGGCCUGAGAGCCCCAAGUACCAGCCAGAGCCAAACCACCUCCUGAUCGAAGGUCCGUCAGGGACAGUUUCUCUGCCUUUUGGCUUGAAAGCCAACCGGCCACCCCUUGAGGUGUUAAAAAAGAUAUUUCCCAACCAAAAGCCAACCGUGCUUGAAUUAAUCUUGAAGGGCUGUGGGGGUGACUUGGUGAGUGCGGUUGAGGUUCUUCUCUCGAGCAGGUCCUCCAUAGCUGGGGGGGACCGAACUUCUGCAGAAUCAGAAGGUCUGGUUUUGCCUUCAAAUGGACACCUCUUUGAACACACGUUGGGUUCGUAUCCCAUUUCUUCCUCCAAGUGGUCUGUAGGGUCUGCCUUCAGAGUUCCAGACACCCUGAGGUUUUCUGCUGACGCUAGUAAUGUUGUGCCCAAUCCGUUGGCUGUCCCCUUACAGCACCCGUUCCCACAGCCACCUCGGUACCCGCUGAUGCUGAGGAAUACUUUGGCAAGAAACCAAUCCAGCCCGUUUCUGCCCAACGAUGUCACUUUGUGGAACACCAUGACGCUGCAGCAGCAGUACCAGCUGAGGUCUCAGUAUGUCAGCCCUUUCUCCACCAAUACCACCAGCGUCUUCCGAAGUUCUCCAGUGCUUCCUACGCGGCCGUCAGAAGAUCCCAGGAUCUCCAUCCCUGACGAUGGAUGCCCAAUUGUCUCCAAACAGCCUAUUUAUACAGAAGACGACUAUGAUGAAAGAUCGGACUCCUCAGACUCUAGAAUACUAAACACAUCCUCUUAGAACGACAAUUUACAAUGAUAUUUAGCAAUGUGGCAGAACUAAUGGGUAUCAAGAGGAAGGAAUGACGGCCCUUGUUACUGUAUUAUUAAAAAAAAGUGAUUUUGCUUGUUACUAUCCUUUAGCAAUAAAGACAUAACUUAUUUUAUUUCUUGCACUUCACUGGAAAAUGCCAAAUAGCUACCACUUCAUGGCUUUAGUGCUGAAUGUUUAUUGCAGAAAAAAGGGGGGGAAGAUUAAUUUUAAGCAUAGAUGUGAGGAACCAGGGAUUGCAGAACAUUUUAGAGUGGAGCAAAUAAGUCUUGCCUUGCAGACAGUUGGGAAUGUUGAUAUUGUACUUGAAUGCAGUGUUUGAGAAGAGGACUCCUCAGGACAUAAGAUAUCAAAAGCAAAUAAUUCAUUGGCAAAUGGACUUAAGAAGGACCUUGUUGACUUUAUGACAAUAAUCACCCUGGUUUGAAAACCAAGAGUCAUGAAAGACUGGCCAAGAGUCUGCCGCUCCCGUGCAAUGGAAGCGUGCACACUUUUUGGAGACACCUUCAACACGAUUCACAUGGCUAGAUAGAAACCUGUAUAAUGUCAAUGGAAAGUCAAAUACAGCUGUGAGUUGCAUGAAAAUGUCUUGUGAGAAAUGAGCUCAUGAUUAACAUUUGUUGGGGUAUUGUAGCAUGCUAAGGAUUCUAGGGGGGGAAAUAAACUUGGAUGAUGAUCUCGA